AUGUCGACCGCGCGUAACAAUCUCGACGGCAAUUCUUCGUCUUCAGACUCGGCUGAAUACGCAACCGCGCUCUCAACGCCUGUUAUUUCCACUUUGCGGUCGACAAUGUCUGUCACACCGCCGCCUCAAGACGCACAAUACAGCACUGCAGACGAGCUUGACGCGGACAACGCCAACCUCGCCAAAUCCAGGUCCAAAAACAAACGGUUCCCAACGAUCGACUUGUCCGAUGGCUCUGGCUCCGACUCAAACGAAGGGAUAAGGGCCACGUCAAGUAGUUCUUCCAGCCCCCCUUUGCGACCACCAAGCACGGCCACCUCGAACAAAUUUUCGAGCCUCCCCAAGAUUAUCACUUCCCAAACCUCUGAUUCCUCUUCACCCCACUUUGACUAUUACGACGACGCCUAUGAUAACUGGCAGUUUUCAGCGUCUCAAGAGGAAGAAGCUAGACUCGGGUCCAAGUGGUCGCCUGACAGCGAAUUCAGCGCCGUAAACUCGACGCCGGGCUCUUCCUACAUUGCGUCUUCACCUUUUCCUCGCUCUGCCAGUGGAGGCCCUAGCGCCUCGCGCCGUUCGCCUAUUGCUAAGUGGUCGCCGCUAAGCCCGGACACACACGAAGCGGAUGGUGAACCGGAGGAGGAUGAGGGAGGGCUGAGGCGACCGCACCUCCCACCCCGCGAGACUACAAAUUCCGAGGUGUUCAUUCCCACUGCUCAGUUUCACGAUAGCGUCCAGAGCGAAGGAGGGGACUAUCACUCUCGCGCGCUCCAGAACGUCAAGUCCUACCGGAACGCUUUCUCCCAGUUACCACCAGGUUCAAUCCAGAACGGUGUAGCCCCUUCUCCAAAGCCCGACGCUCCGCCCCAUACUGAUUCAUCUUCAUCUCCUUCCCUCCACGAAUCCGACACCACUGAUGCAUCGUCAACCUCAUCCUCGCAUCAUUCGUCCACUGAAACAGAAACCGAUACGGACUCGGAAGGAGCGUUGAACUAUACGCACGGGCACCCCCUCCAACGCAUGCCCGGAAAGGUCAAAGGUUUCACCUCAACCGCGUACUACCACCACAAACUCCACCCCCCUCUGCCCCGUCAGUUCGCCAAACUCGACCCCGAGAAGUAUCUGCACCACGGGUACCUGGAUCCAUGGCAGCAGCUGCACCUAUUCGGCGAAGCCGAAGACGACUUCGACAGCAGCGACCUCGAGAGUGCGGAGAGCGGCACGACACACACCACCGCAACGCACGAACCAACCGACGAUGAGCUCGAGUACGAGUAUACAUACGACGCGGAGGAGGCGUUGAGCUCGUCUUCGUCGCUGGGUGGUGAUAAAGGAGUGAAGAAGACCAAAUCGAGGAGGGGAAAGUCGUUCCAUCUACCGAUGGCGCAUACGUGGAGCGAGACGGGACACGAUGUGCGCGUUCUCCUGAGGUCGAUUGAGACGCAGAUAGCGUGUCAGCGGCGCAAACUCGGCGAUCCUCCUCUGGCACUGCUGGAUCCCAUCUCCAAUGCGAUGCUCAACGAAGGGCAGUUUCAUGUUGACGCUAGGAACCUCAUAAUCUUCCCACUGCAUACACCCCUCUCGCCCUACACCCCUCCACCCACGAUCAAGCACCUCCCACUAUCGUCCCCCGAACUCCGUCUCUUGCUCGAACUCAACGUUGGUGAAGUCCGGAAUGACCGGUGGAACCAUACACCGCCUAUUCUGGAUGUUUUGUAUGUUUCGGAGGGUGGGGAGAAGGGACUCUCGGGAGUUGAACCUGGGACAGAAACACUCAAGGGCUCGGAUGGCGAUUUGCCCGUCGGGAAGGACACGGAGACUCAGGAAGAUGAUAUGCAUGUGCAACUCGUACUUGGCCGACUCGAGCCCCUUUCCAGCGUCGUUUCCCGGUUCGAAACAGUUGAACAGUACAUUGACCUGUUCAGGCAGUUGCUUUCUGGCCUGGCAUUCCUAAACUCGCAAAGGAUCUACAACCUCAACUGCGCCUCGCCCGAUUCGUUCAUGGUUGACCGCGUCCCCGUCGUCCCGAGUUCGCUUAGGCCAUCGCGUUCGACAGAGUCGUUGAUGAGUGUUUUCUUGUCGAGGGAGGGCGGGAGUGGGUCCGUGGGGAGUGUUAGUGCCGCGUCUACUGGUCUCUCAUCUACCUCCUCAUCGACAUCAAUGGCCGGCAGCGGCAGCGGCAGUGUUACUACCUCCUCCUCCUCCAUCCCGUCGUCCGCCGACUCUGAGUCGCGUGGCUCGACGGACACUGGCAGCGCCUCGACAACAACGGCCGAUUUCUCCACCUCCUCCCCCACCGGCGAAGUUGAAAACUCUGAAUCGGAAUUGGGAUCGGUGGGGAACAGGCCGAUCUAUUACUUUGUGGAUUUUGCGGAUGCGAGGAGGAUGUCGCAUGUUUCUGGUGCGGUUUCUGGUGCUGGAGGUGGGUCGCUGUUGGGUGGGGAGGGAGGGAAGGUGGAGGGUGGAGUGGAGGUCGACGGGGAUGGGGAUGGGGAUGGGGAAGGUGAGGGUGAAGUAGAGGUUGAAGGGGAAGAAGAAGGAGAAGGGAAGAGGGAGAGGGAGAGGGAACGGGAGGAGAAGCAGGAGGAGCGAGAAUCUACCUCGAUUCGUCCUGAAGACGUAGAGGAACCGCAGCCAACGCCUACUCCGACUGCUUCCAAUCGUACUUUUUCUUCUGCUGCAGGGUCGCCUCCACCACGUUCUACUACCGACUCGCCGCCCCCACUACCACCCCGACAACCGUUCAACCCCUGCGCACAGCACGACGUAUACUCGCUCGGGAUGUUGUUUGGGAGGUUGAUCGACGAGGCUGGCUCUCGUUCGAGGGGUGCUGAGUCCGUUGCUGAGCCGCAGCCUCAGGUACUUGAACCCGAAUCGGAUAGUGUCCAACCCGAGUCGCAGUCCAAGUCUACAUCCCAGGAUGUCAGAACCUCUCAAGACGUCAGAAUAUGUCAAGACGUCCAACCAUCCCAAGAGCUUCCCCGCGUUCCCCCACACAAACUCAAACCCGACCUCAACCUCAAACUUAAACUCAAACAGACCCUUGAAGCCCAUUUCACGCUUUUGGUGCAGGCUAUGACGUCUGGUGGGUUCACGGCUGAUGAGUCGAGGCGGUUGUGUGAUAUGAUUGCGGGGAAGUGGGAGGGUGGGGGGCGGUUUACGUUUGAGGUGUGUGGUAGUUGUAGUAGUAGUAGUAGUGGGGGUGGGGAGGGAGGGGUGAGUGAAGGGGUGAGUGGAGGGGUUGCGGAGGGAGGUGUAAGUGGGGACAGAGGUGAGGGUGGGGAGGGAGGUAGAAGUGGGGAGGAACCCGCGGAACACGUUGGCGCUACAAUGUUAGAAACAACGUCUGGUGGUACGAGUGGUGGAGUAUGGGUGGGUGAGAAGGGGAAGGAGGCGCGUUUGCGGUUGGAGGAUGGGCGAGGGCGAGCUGAAGGGGCGGUGUCAAGUGGAGGUGUAUCGAGAGGGGGUGGAUCAAGGGGAGGAGGAGGAGGAGAAGGUGACGCAAGGGAAGAACGAGUACAAGAGGAACGUGAUGGAAACGAAGAUGAAGAACAUGAACAUGAACGCGCCCAUGUCCAUGCCGUCCAUUCGAAGGACUACGGCCACCCACUUCUCCAUCCCCAACUCCGCGAGCCGUAUCCCUACCCGUCGCCACAGCGCUCGCCGAGAUCUCCUGGUUUUGACAUUCCUUCGACAGUUCCAUCCGGAGACAACCACCCUCGAUCUCGUGAACACGUAUUCGAAGAACCUAGGCCGCAUCGAACACAUGGCAAAGGCAAGAAGGAUGGCGACGAAACGGCGAGUACGACUGUUGCAGCUCGACCCGACCGACCACCCGUGUCCCACGUCCAUUCGUCCAGGAUGCUCCAUCGGCCUGCGGUACGUGUGUUCGUUGGUGGGAAUGAGUCGGGGGCGAAAGGUGUGGGUGGUGAGGAUGAGGAGGAGGAAGACUCAGACCAAGAAUUUGAUAUUAACGAGAUUGAGGAGGACUAUACGCACCCGAAUUAUUAUUAUGAUGGGUCGUUUGACUCGGAUCAGGGUGAGGGGUUUGGACGUAGUGAUGUUGCGAAGGGAUCUGCGUUUACGGGACGUGGUCAUCGUCAUCGUGGAAGGGAGGACGUCGGGGGUGGGGGUGGAGACGGUGAUGGGGACGGUGAUGGGGAUGGGAAUGGGAAUGUAGAUGAAGAAGAGCAAGAACGAGAACGAGGAUGGAUCCAACGCGGUCGAGCGGGAACGUUUGUUGCGCAGGUUGCCAUUCCGCAUUCUGCGGAUCUCAAGGAGAUUGGGAUUAGUGCUGGGGCUGUGACUGAAUCCGCUGUGCAUGGGGAUGGUGUUGGUGUUGGCGUUUGGAGGAGGAGGAGCGGGCCUGUUUAUGAUUGA
Molecule: messenger RNA, 4377 nt
Organism: Coprinopsis cinerea okayama7#130
Lineage: Eukaryota; Fungi; Basidiomycota; Agaricomycetes; Agaricales; Psathyrellaceae
Exons: 5
Coding region: 1-4377 (1458 amino acids)
Source: RefSeq, a predicted model, not a curated record